Messenger RNA from Epinephelus fuscoguttatus (brown-marbled grouper), 1458 nucleotides. RefSeq names its product 26S proteasome non-ATPase regulatory subunit 4-like. The transcript is spliced from 10 exons. NCBI's taxonomy places the organism in Eukaryota, Metazoa, Chordata, Actinopteri, Perciformes, Serranidae. Bases 63 to 1178 code for a protein of 371 amino acids. The record is from RefSeq and is a predicted model, not a curated record. Gene Ontology annotation, cellular component: proteasome regulatory particle, base subcomplex; cytosol; nucleus. Gene Ontology annotation, biological process: proteasome-mediated ubiquitin-dependent protein catabolic process. Gene Ontology annotation, molecular function: polyubiquitin modification-dependent protein binding.
GACGAAAAAACACCAUUACCCAUAAACCCCUGUGAUGACAUAGUAAACCCACAGACAUCAAGAUGGUGCUUGAAAGUACUAUGGUCUGUGUGGACAACAGUGAGUACAUGCGCAAUGGAGACUUCCUGCCCACCAGGCUGCAGGCUCAGCAGGAUGCAGUUAAUAUUGUUUGUCACUCUAAGACCCGCAGCAACCCCGAAAACAACGUGGGCCUCAUCACCAUGGCAAACAACUGUGAGGUGCUGACCACACUGACCCCAGACACAGGCAGGAUACUGUCCAAGCUGCAUGCUGUGCAGCCGCGUGGAAACAUCAGCUUCUGCACCGGCAUCAGGGUGGCACAUUUGGCGUUGAAGCACAGACAGGGCAAAAACCACAAGAUGCGCAUUAUUGCAUUUGUUGGCAGCCCGGUGGAGGACAAUGAAAAAGAUCUGAUCAAAAUGGCAAAGCGUCUAAAGAAGGAAAAGGUCAAUGUGGAUAUCAUUAACUUUGGAGAGGAGGAGAUGAACACAGAGAAGCUGACAGCCUUCAUCAACACACUGAAUGGCAAAGACGGAGCCGGCUCCCACCUGGUCACAGUUCCUCCAGGCCCCAGUCUGGCUGAUGCCCUGCUGUCCUCACCCAUCCUGGCUGGAGAGGGAGGUGCAGUGCUGGACCUGGAUCCGUUUGGAGUGGAUCCCAGCGCAGACCCGGAGCUGGCCUUGGCUCUGAGGGUGUCUAUGGAGGAGCAGAGACAACGACAGGAGGACGAAGCUCGCAGAGCCGCUGUCGCAUCAGCUGCUGAAGCUGGCGUUUCCUCUCCUGCUGCAGAUGAGUCAGAGGACGCCCUGUUGAAGAUGUCUGUUCCUCAUACAGACUCCUCCACACCUGCUCUGCCAGACUUCAGCCGCAUGACGGAGGAUGAACAGAUCGCCUAUGCUCUGCAGAUGUCCAUGCAGGGAGCAGGAGCAGAGUUUGAUGCUGAGGACAUGGACACAGGGGUUGACAUGGACUCCAGUAAGGCAAAGGAUGAAGAGGACUAUGAUGUUAUGCAGGACCCAGAGUUCCUUCAGAGUGUCUUGGAGAACCUUCCUGGAGUUGACCCCAACAACGAGGCCAUCCGUAAUGCCAUGGGCUCGCUGGCUUCUCAGACGGGCCCCAAACCCGACACUAAGAAGGACGAGGAGAAAAAGAAAUGAGCACCCAAAGAAAAAAAGAGGAACUUCAAAUAUGAAAAAUAAAAAAAAGACCUGAGAAUUGCACCGCAUGGGUUAUUCACAGUAAUAUUAUUACCCUCCUCUGUACAGGAACCGUUUUGUUAAUCCUUUGUUUAUGUAACCUGUAAACAACUUUUUUUUCAACUUUAGGUUGUUCUGUUUUCAUUUUUUGUGUCAAGCACAUAUGUGUAUUUUUGAAUCUUUUGUAAUAUACCUACUCAGUAACAAGGGCCGAUUUCCUCAAUAAAUUUACAGAAUACAA